AUGGCGUCACCUCCACCCGACGUGGACCUGGGGAAGCUCAGCUACGAGAUCUUCUCCCUGCUGGAGAGCAAGUUCCUCUUCGGCGGCGCGCCGGGCGUGGGCUCCGUGCCGGGCACAUCGGGGCGGGCGGUUCCGACGCCGAGCCCGGGCAACGCGGAGGACAGGGGCAGGGUGCGGGUGCUGGCGAUCGACGGGUCCGGGCCGGGCCCCGGCGACGCGCUGCUGGCGGCGGCCGCGCUCGCGAGGCUGGAGGCGGCGCUGCGGGCACGAGCGGGGGACCCCGACGCGCGCGUGGCCCACUUCUUCGACGUUGCGGCGGGCACCGGCGCCGGGGGCGUGCUGGCCGCGAUGCUGCUCCUGAAGGGCGAUGACGGGCGGGCGGGGUACACGGCGGCGGACGCGUUGGCGUUCGUGGCGGCCAGCCUGGGGAGGCCCGGUGGCGGGUGGGGCGGCGGUGCCGACGUCGGGACCGAGGUCGGCGAAAGGCUUCGGAGCAGGUGGGCCGCGCUGUUCCGACGCGCGGGAGCUCGGUGCAGCUGCACUGUCGGGAGAGACUGA
Miscanthus lutarioriparius is the source of this 558-nucleotide messenger RNA. The record is from the annotation of a GenBank genome assembly. Lineage: Eukaryota; Viridiplantae; Streptophyta; Magnoliopsida; Poales; Poaceae.